Messenger RNA from Vigna umbellata (rice bean), 1241 nucleotides. The record is from RefSeq and is a predicted model, not a curated record. Lineage: Eukaryota; Viridiplantae; Streptophyta; Magnoliopsida; Fabales; Fabaceae.
UAUCCAAUUUUCCUGUUUUGUUUCUCAACGUGGCUUCUUGCUUGUUUCUUUUCUCUUCAGCUCUCCUGCACUUUCGAUCCAGUUCUUCCUUACCUUGCUAUCAACUACUUAGAUCGCUUCCUCGCUAACCAAGGAAUAUUGCAACCAAAGCCAUGGGCAAACAAGCUUCUUGCAAUAGCUUGCUUUUCUUUAGCGGCCAAGAUGUUGAAAGCAGAGUACUCGGCCACUGAUGUCCAGGUUCUUCUGAAUCAUGGUGAUGGAGGUGUCAUUUUUGAGACACAAACAGUUCAAAGAAUGGAGGGAAUUGUCUUGGGGGCUCUCCAGUGGCGAAUGCGUUCGAUCACCCCCUUCUCUUUCAUUCCCUUCUUCGUGAAUUUGUUCAGGCUCAAAGACCCGGCAUUUAGACAGGUUCUGAAGGAUCGAGCAUCUGAAAUCAUACUGAAGUCACAAAGAGAGAUAAAGGUCUUGGAAUUCAAGCCAUCUGUAGUUGCUGCGUCAGCCCUUCUGUAUGCUUCACAUGAGUUGUUUCCCUUUCAAUAUCCAUGCUUCUUAGGAGCAAUAUCCGACUGUUCAUAUGUUAACAAAGAAACUGUGGUGCAAUGUUAUAAUGUGAUACAGGACAUAGCCAAUGAGGAGUACGAAUCUGUGUUGAAUAUAAAUUCAACUUCAGACACCCCGGUUAAUGUGUUAGACGAACAUUUUCUAAGCUUGGAAAGUGAAAAAACCAACGGCGUGAUACAAGAGCAGGAGUUCAAAAGAAGGAAAAUUGCCGAUUAUGGCAACAAACCCACUGUCCCGUUUUCUCAUUUUCAUCAAUGCUGAAGUACCGGAAGAAGACCGCAUUUAAUCCUCUGCUUCAUCCACUACCGAUUAAUGUCUUGGAAAUAUCACACUGUCGUGAAUUAACAAAAAAAUAUGAAGAAAACCAAUGAAGAACACAAUAACAACAAGGGACAUUGAUGGACUCAGAAUGAGAAGAGAAGAAUUCGAUUAUCCGUAGUUAGUGGACAAAAUCACUGUAACAUGAUCCUGGUACGGCCUUCAUUAAAUCCGUUGGUUGUGUAAAGGAGCAUCGAUGAUAAGAUGAGAUUUUUUUUUUUUAUUUCUAAGAGAAAAAAACAAAACGACAAAACGUCACUUUGAAUUGUAGGGUUGAAGUUUUGUUUUUUGUUUUUUGUUUUACUUUGUGGCUGCUUAAGCAACCAAUUUUCUUGGAAAAUAAAACACAGAACUUUUGUUAA